GUGGACUUUCCACUUGAAUUUCAGGACAGCACGGAACUACCGCAAAACCAGAUACAUGAAAGAAAAGGAGAGAGAGGAAGAAACAAGAAACAAAAUCCCAUUUCUAACGCCAUAAAGAUAGAAGAAAGAGAAUUAAAACCAAAAAGCAACUGCCGUAAACUCAUGUUCUUAUUGUACUAACAGAAAGAAAGAAAGAAAGUGGUUUUGGUGAGAUACGAAACAAAGAGAACAGUAAGGUUUCUUUCCAAUGGCAGCAGAGAAGCAAGCACCACCACGCCCUACAAUAACUCUGCCGCCGAGGCCAUCUAUGGAUACCCUUUUCACUGGUGGACUUAGUCCGGGUCCCAUGACUCUUGUCUCUUCUUUUUUCUCUGAUAACUACCUUGACUCUGAUUCCCGUUCUUUCUCUCAACUUCUCGCUGGUGCUAUGGCUUCUCCUAUUGCAAGACCUUCCUUUUUCACCGAUGCCUCUUCUAACAAGCAAGACGGACUUGAUAAUAGUGCCAAUUUGGGGUUUAAGCAAAGUAGGCCUAUGAAUUUAGUAGUUGCUCAUCAUUCUCCAUUGUUUACUGUCCCGCCUGGGUUAAGCCCUUCUGGUUUGUUAAACUCACCUGGCUUCUUUUCUCCUCCUCAGAGUCCUUUUGGAAUGUCCCACCAGCAAGCCUUGGCACAGGUUACAGCCCAAGCUGCACUAGCUGCCCAAAAUCAUAUGCACUUGCAAGCGCAGUAUCAACCUGCUCCAGUAUCAGCUUCCACAGAGUUAUUGACUCGGCAGCCCUCCUUCACUCCUGGUGAAGCUUCACAGCUACAGAUGCUUCCCUCAACGUCUGAACCUCAUAAUUCCAUGGUGGAAGCAUCAGACCUCUCUCAUUCUGAUAGGAAACAGCAACCUCCUCUUGCUGUUGAUAAACCGAGUGAUGAUGGCUACAACUGGCGCAAAUAUGGGCAGAAGCCAAUUAAGGGCAGCGAAUAUCCGCGGAGUUAUUACAAAUGUACACAUCUGAAUUGUCCUGUCAAAAAAAAGGUUGAGCGUUCUAGUGAUGGCCAAAUAACUGAGAUCAUCUAUAAAGGCUUGCACAGUCAUGAGCAGCCUCAGCCUAAUAAACGUGCAAAAGAUAGUAGUGACCAAAAUGGAAGUACAAGUUCUCAGGCUAAGCCUGAACCUGGUUCCCUAUCUCAAGCUGGUAAUAUAAACAAAUCGAAUGAAACCUUUCCUGCUCAUUCAGUGCAUGGGAUGGAGCAGGAACCUACUCAAGCGAACACAGAACUACCUGGGUCAAGUGACAGUGAGGAAGCAGGUGAAAUGAGAGCAGAAGAUGGAAACGAGGAUGAACCAAACCCGAAAAGAAGGCAGACAGAUGUUGGGACAUCUGAGGUUGCUUUACCACACAAGACAGUCACAGAACCAAAAAUCAUUGUGCAAACAAGAAGUGAAGUUGAUCUAUUAGAUGAUGGCUAUAGGUGGCGCAAGUAUGGCCAGAAGCUGGUGAAAGGGAAUCCUCAUCCAAGGAGCUAUUACAAAUGCACUAGUGCUGGGUGCAAUGUCCGUAAGCAUGUUGAGAGAGCUGCAGCAGACCCUAAAGCUGUGGUAACCACAUAUGAGGGAAAACAUAAUCAUGAUGUUCCUGCAGCUAGAAACAGUAGCCAUAACACAGCCAACAACAGUGCACUACAAUUGAAACCUCAAAAGGUGGUGGCUGAGAAGCAUCCUUUCCUCUUUGGGAACAAUGACAAAAGACCAGUACUUCUACAACUGAAAGAAGAGGAAAUCGCAGUAUAAAUGCUCUGCUUAAAACUGCUAGAGAACUAUAAGGAUGACUCCAGCCAACUAACCUGGUAGAAUGAAGAAGAGAGGAAAGUCUUUUGAAAGUUGGGAGACCUUGGUGGUUUUGGUUCUUUUUCAUUUUGGUGCUUUUUUCUUUUUUUUUUUCUUUUUUGUUUGUUUUACCUUUUUGAAUGAAAUGUAGUUGUAAUUGUUGCUGCUGCACAUGUUAACAAUUUGAUACAUAACAUUAUUUCACUACAGUUAUGUAAAAUUAAAUUUAGAAGUUGCAGUGUAUAUGGUUGUUCACAGUUGAGUGGAGAUGACAAUAACUUGACAUUUGCGAGUAA
Molecule: messenger RNA, 2112 nt
Organism: Ricinus communis (castor bean)
Lineage: Eukaryota; Viridiplantae; Streptophyta; Magnoliopsida; Malpighiales; Euphorbiaceae
Product: probable WRKY transcription factor 4
Exons: 4
Coding region: 248-1780 (510 amino acids)
Biological process (GO): regulation of DNA-templated transcription
Molecular function (GO): DNA-binding transcription factor activity; sequence-specific DNA binding
Source: RefSeq, a predicted model, not a curated record